UCAUUCCGUUGCAUUGCGUUGCACAUAGUCACGACUCGCGCACCGUUCUUAACGUUCGAUUCGUCCAGUGGAGUAAAAUAGAGAAACGAAAUCAGUAUCGUUACUGAAACGUUUUGUUUUUUUUUUUCUCUAGAUAUAAACGCGCGCGUAUAUAAACAUAAUAUACGGCCUUAUCCGAAAUCGAAUUUAUAAAUUCCCGCCAGUUGCCGACUGAUGUGCAUACCGGUAACAAUCUUUUAGUGUGAGUUGAUGAUAAUAAUUUAAAUAAUUUUAUCGGUYCAAUACGCAUAACGACUCGUAAUAAUUAUUAAUGAUUCAARUCGUAUUGGAAUAACAAUACGCAUACGGAAAGUGAAAUAAAAAAGUAUUAACAAACGGAAUAAAAGAAAAAUCGUGUUACGAUUGUUGGACGGAAAUCUGUCGAACUUGUUAGAAAAUCGUUCGCUUCGAAGAAUAAAACUCUUUGUCGAUUCCAUAUUUAUUUUUUGUUAUUAUUUUUUUCUUUUUCCUGACACUUGGACAAUAUAAAAAUUAUGGCUUUCAUGAUGCCUGUUGUGAAAAACGAUUACAAUAUUUACAAAUCGAACCGGAACAGACGCGUUUCCGAGUGCUCYAACGACAAGACGUCCGGCUCGUCAGCUUCGUCAUGCGGUGGCACCAGGCGGUUGCACAGCGGUUCCCGGUCGGCCGACGGUCCGUCGCUGUCCACGUCGCCCGGCAGCGAYUUUAUGGUCGGCUCGCCGGCGCACCGGUCGCUCGGUGGCGUGUCCAGGCAGACAGCUUUUCACCACGGCAGUCAGCAGCACCACCACGGGGUGGCGUCCAGAAACUCGUCCCGGAACUCGCAGUCCAGCCUGCAGAGCCCCGCCAAGUCUUCGUCGUCGUCCUCGUCGCCGCCCAAGGUGUCGUCCACGUCGUCGCUGAACAUGUUCCACUCGAAGCUCGUUGACAAGCUCAGACGGUCGCUAACGUCCAAGUCCAAAGACAAUAGCACAUCAACCGUAUCCAGCAAGGAUAUUGCGAGGAGAAGAUCCUGAGAUAUGGCCAAAGGUGACGACCAUCAACGGUCAGUACCAAAUCUGACUAGAUCAGCAAAAAGCCGGCCAGUAUCCAAUAUGGUCACGUCCUGUCCACUGGGCACCAAUAUUGCACUAUGACGAAAUAAACCGUAAAAAGUCAAGAAAACCUGCAUCAAAUUAUAGUGUGCUCUUGUGUGCAAGGGUAAGUGCCGGCACUUUGUUUAGAAUAAUAAAUUAUUUAUUACAUGAGUCGCAUCUCUAUUAAAAUGCUGACUUUUUUUUUCAAAUGGAUGCGUYGUGUGUUUGGUUAAUAAUAGAAAGUAUUCUAAAAAAUGUAUAAAUAAUAGCCUAUUUUAAGUUGAUACCUAGCCUAUAUUAUAUAAAAAAAAUAUUAGUUACAUUUUAUAUUAUGUAAAUAUUAAUAUUGACAGCUUAUGGCUUAUCUCAGCAUUAUGGUUUAUUUUUAAUAUUAUUUUUUUAGUUCUUUAUGAAUACUAUACUAUUUGAAAAAUAAAGAAGAUGCCCGAAUAAUUAUAACUUAAGCCUAUCAAUCAAUAGGGGACAAGGUCUAAUAACCUUAAUGUUUAAUGUAUUAUACUAUUGUUGAAAAUGUCUUGAUGCAUUAACAGUGAUCAAAAAAUGAGGGUUUUUUAAAUUUAUGAUACUCUGAUAKUGUCAAAUAUAAAAUCAAUAUUAUUUAAAUCCAACAGGAUUCUAGGCAAGAUUUAAAAUAAAUUACUUGUGUUAGGCUCUUAUUGUUCUUUCUUACCAACCCGCCUACUUUAGUGUAUAAAUUAAUGUAUAUAAUAUUAUAUCAAUAUCUAUGUAAUUUGGGGGUAAAAUUUCAUUCAAAAGCUUUUUUUUAUAAAAUAUCAAAAAUUAAAUAUUUUUAAGAUGUAUUGAAAAGUAUUUAUAUAGAAUAUUUUGGCUGCAAUAAUUUAUAACUCGCACUCCAUAAGUCUGAUUGACCAAAUAAAAUUCAAAAUACCAUAUCACAAAAUGUAUUCUUUUGCAAAUAAUUUUAAUGUAGUUUUGUUUGUAAGGGGCAAAAUAUGUCCUUCCUGGAUACUCAAUGAUAGACUGUACUUAAAUUUGUUAGAUGUUCAUUAGGCUGUUACGUUGUAUCAUAAAGAAAAAAUUAUAUUAAUGGGUUGGUAAGUUAAGUCUGAUACUCUGUUUUGUUUAUAAUAGGUAAAAAUUAAUCAACCAUGUAUAAUCUGUGAUACGUUUGUUACUAUUUUUUUAAGAUAUUCAGCUUUUAUCUUUAUUUAUCUAGGUAAAUAGGGUUUACUAAAACAUGAAAAUAAAAACUGUUAUUGUUUUGGAGUUGGCUUAAAAAAAUACUAUUAUUACAUUGGGCGCCUCAUCACUAAUUCUGAAUUAUUCACUUUAAAUUUUAAAAAAAAAGUGAAAAAACCGUUAUAAUAAUUUUAAUUAACUUACAACUCUCGUGUAAUGCAAUUAUUCAUCUAAAACCAAUUAUUUCUUGAAUCAUGUUAAUUUUAACAAUGGUAUUAAUUUAAUAAAGUUUAAAUUCAUUCUCUUGUAAUUAGAAACUAUGUUACCAUUCAUUUUUUUAUUUGAAAAUGUGUGGAUAUCAUAAAUUUGAUUUAAAUUGUUCAUAGCAAACUACAUCAUUAACUCAUACCUAAAUUUUAUUAAUUUAUUUUUGGUGGCGCCCAAACAACCAUAACAACUUUACUUGUCUAGAAACCAUAAGUUACAAUUUACAAUACUGAAUGUGAUAAUAACUUGUCCUUUGAAAUACAAUAGUCAAAAAUAUUUGUUACGUUUAACUAUAUAUUUUGAUGAAAGAAGAAACUAGUCUUUUUAUUUUAUUAAGUUAUUUUCCUGCCAUGUCAAUGUCUGAUACCAAAAUAAAUUUUAUCACCGGUUUUUUUUUCAAUAAAACAAAUCAUUGAAUUAGACUGAUUGAUAGACUAAUUAUUGUACACAGUAUUAAUAUACCUAAUUGUUUUGGAACUUCAAAAAACUUGUACUUAAAAAUGUCUUGCAAAAUUAUGCUGUAUUACAAAAAAAUGUUAAAUUAUCUUUAUGAUUUACCUUGUUUAUUUAUUUAUAUUUUUCUGUCUGUACGCAA
Messenger RNA from Diuraphis noxia (Russian wheat aphid), 3120 nucleotides. RefSeq lists its product as uncharacterized. The record is from RefSeq and is a predicted model, not a curated record. NCBI's taxonomy places the organism in Eukaryota, Metazoa, Arthropoda, Insecta, Hemiptera, Aphididae.